This is a messenger RNA of Punctularia strigosozonata HHB-11173 SS5, 1912 nucleotides long. Its product is annotated as dihydroxy-acid dehydratase. The transcript is spliced from 24 exons. Gene Ontology annotation, cellular component: mitochondrion. Lineage: Eukaryota; Fungi; Basidiomycota; Agaricomycetes; Corticiales; Punctulariaceae. Gene Ontology annotation, biological process: branched-chain amino acid biosynthetic process. Bases 1 to 1770 code for a protein of 589 amino acids. The record is from RefSeq and is a predicted model, not a curated record. Gene Ontology annotation, molecular function: dihydroxy-acid dehydratase activity.
AUGGCCUCCUCAGAUGUACAGAUCCAUCCUGUUUCAAGAGUCAACAAUGGCGACGUCAAGCUUAACAAGAUUUCCUGUCAAUUGACGCAGAAUAAGAUGCGCGGAGGGGCGCAAGCAAUGCUGUACGCCGUUGGGCUACAAGAGGAAGACAUGAACAAGGCUCAGAUCGGGAUAUCCCCCAUUUGGUGGGAGGGAAAUCCUUGCAACGCGCAUCUUCUUGACCUAGCCAAGAAAGUGAAGGAAGGCUGCGAACAGGAAGAUCUCGUGGGAUUCAUAUUCAAUACCAUUGGGGUUAGCGAUGCUAUAACAAUGGGAACAGACGGGAUGCGCUAUUCGCUUCCAAGCCGCGACAUCAUAGCCGACUCCAUUGAAGCGGUCGUCAUGGCCCAACAUUACGAUGGGAAUAUUGCUGUUCCCGGAUGCGACAAAAACAUGCCUGGCUGUGUCAUCGCUGCUGCAAGGCACAAUCGUCCUACAAUCAUAGUGUACGGAGGGACGAUCCAACCGGGUGUCCGCCAGGUAGACUGCCCUCAUCUGGGAUACAAAGCGGGAGACACUGUCAAUAUUUCCGACGCCUUCGAGUCCUUCGGUGCCUUCGCAGUAGGGAAGAUCAGUGAUGCUGAGCGCCAGGAUGUUGUUAGACACGCCUGCCCAGGUCCCGGAAGUUGCGGUGGAAUGUAUACAGCCAACACCAUGAGCUCUGCUUUGGAAGUGCUUGGAUUGUCUCUUCCGUACUCGUCGGGAAUCCCUGCAACCUAUCCAGCAAAGAUCCAGGAAUGCUACAGAGCAGCGAAAUAUCUGAAAAAACUGCUCGAAUUGGAUUUGAAACCCAAGGAUAUCCUUACUCGGAACAGUUUCCUCAAUGCCAUCGCGAUCGUGAAUGUGAUCGGUGGAUCUACCAACGCGGUCUUGCACUUUCUUGCUAUGGCCAGAGCGGCGGACAUUCACCUGACAAUUGACGACUUCCAGGACGUAGCAGACCGUACACCGUACCUUGCGGACCUGAAACCCUCUGGCAAGUAUUACAUGGAGGAUUUGCACAAAGUUGGCGGUAUUCCUGCCUUGCUCAAAUAUUUGUUAAACCACACCAACUUGAUCGAUGGCUCACAACUGACUGUUACCGGCAAGACACUUGCUGAGAACCUGGCAGAUGUCGAAGAGCUGCGUUUUGAUAAUCAGGACGUAGUUAGGAGGCUCGAAGACCCUAUCAAGCGUACCGGACAUAUCACCAUCCUUCGCGGGAACCUGGCUCCUGACUCAGCGGUGGCGAAGAUCACCGGAAAGGAGGGUACGAAGUUCGAAGGCGUCGCGAUGUGCUUCGAUACCCUGGAACCCUUUUAUACUGCACUUGAAGCAGGGAAAAUCAAACCGGGUACGGUUCUGAUAUUCCGCUACCAAGGCCCGAAAGGGGCUCCAGGGAUGCCAGAAAUGCUUGGACCGACCGGAGCAUUGAUGGGCGCCGGAUUGGGCAACACGACGGCUCUCAUCACCGACGGCCGAUUUUCCGGGGCAUCUCGCGGAUUCAUCAUCGGUCACGUAACCCCAGAAGCUCGUGUCGGAGGCCCAAUUGCACUCGUACAGGAUGGAGAUAAAGUGGUCAUCGACACGAACAGCAGGUCGAUCAGCUGGCUUGUCGACGAGGCCGAGCAGCAGCGGCGCCUGCAAGAAUGGCAAGCAUCGGACAAAGGCGAACUGAAAGAGAAAAGGGGAAUACUCUUCAGAUACGCACGGGAUGUCGCGCCUGCCAACGUUGGAGCAUACUGCGAUUGAGGCGUGCAAGUUGUCAAUGUGGUCGUAGCACGUUGGGUCGUGAUCAUAUUAAGGGUGGCUAGGCACGACUCCGUGAAACGGGUUCUGUGUCAGCAAUGUUUCGCAGCAUGAUUGGACGCCGAAUGGCAUCAGCAGAAGGCGG